This is a messenger RNA of Prunus persica (peach), 1255 nucleotides long. RefSeq names its product protein SRC2. Gene Ontology annotation, biological process: defense response. The record is from RefSeq and is a predicted model, not a curated record. Bases 148 to 1008 code for a protein of 286 amino acids. The transcript has a single exon. NCBI's taxonomy places the organism in Eukaryota, Viridiplantae, Streptophyta, Magnoliopsida, Rosales, Rosaceae.
UGGCCCUGCCUUUGCUCCUCUAUAUAUAUUGUUUUGCUCUCCAUACCAACUCCCAAUUCACAGUUCUCGAGUUCGCAAAUCAAAAGAAAUAUCAAACACUUUCUCUGAUUUCAAGUUUCAAGUUUCCAACUCAAGAAUUCAAUCGUCAUGGAGUGCAGGCCUUUGGAGAUAACAAUCGUCUCAGCCAGCGACCUCAAGGAUGUCAAUAUGUUCUCCAAGAUGGACGUCUACGCCGCCGUUUCGGUCUCCGGCGACCCCCGCAACAAGAAGCAGACGACCAAGACCCCCGUCGCCAAAGACGGCGGCACAAACCCUAAGUGGAACAACUACUCCAUCAAGUUCACUCUCGACGACGCCGCUUUGCUCCACAACCGCCUCACUCUCAACAUCAAGCUCGUCUCCGAGCGCAGCUUGGGCGACACCAAGAUCGGCAAAGUCCAAAUCCCCCUCAAGGAGCUCUUCGACAGCUUGGGCGGCGGUGAUGAUCAGAAGAAGCAGAUCAAGCACGUCGGUUACAGCGUUCGAACUUCCAGUGGGAAGCCCAAAGGAUCCAUCAAUUUCGGGUACAAAUUUGGGGACAAGUUCACAGUUCCUGUUCCUGAGGCCCAUAAGAAAACCCAUGAGCCCGUGAUGGCUUACCCAUCUGGGCAUCCCGGGUCAAGCUCCGGGUACCCGCCUGCGGCCCAUGCGGGUCCGUAUCCGCCUGCCCAAGCUUACCCGUACCCGCCGCCUGGUGGGUACCCACCACCGCCUCAUCAGCAGCCGGGUUAUGGGUACGCACCACCGCCGCAGGCCGGGUACGGUUACCCGCCUCAGUCAGGCUAUGGGUACCCGCCGCAGAAGCCUAAGAGGGGAGGAGGCAACAUGGCGCUUGGCAUGGGAGCUGGACUGUUGGGUGGUUUGUUGAUUGGAGAUAUGAUUGGAGAUGUUGGUGAGAUGGCUGCCUAUGAUGCUGGGUAUGAUGCUGGGUUUGGUGGUGAUGACUUUGGCGGUGGCUUUGAUUUCUAGUAAUUUUUGGUGUUUGGGUUCUGUUUAAUUUGUUGGUUUCGGCUUUUAUGUAGUUUUAGUUUUAUGAUGAGUACAUACAGAUGUUAACGGAGGUUUCAGGGUUAUGUCUUCUUGCCUUCUUGCCUUCUUGCGUGUACAUGUUUUCAAUUCCUAUGGUGGAUGCCUUUAGAUUAGAGUUCAUAUGCUUUGCACAUUUCUUUCUUCUCUGUUCUGGUCACACAUGUAAAGUCUCAAACAUUGAUGAAGA